Molecule: messenger RNA, 3710 nt
Organism: Gossypium arboreum
Lineage: Eukaryota; Viridiplantae; Streptophyta; Magnoliopsida; Malvales; Malvaceae
Exons: 3
Coding region: 132-1361 (409 amino acids)
Source: RefSeq, a predicted model, not a curated record
UUGAAAAUGAAACAUUAACCCACCAUCGAUAAAAGCCCACGAACAAAUCUUGCCGCUCUCACUUUUCAAAUAGAACAAUUUUGUUCAUAAAUAGAAAAAGGGAAAAACCCCACGAAAGGAACUAGCAGAAAAUGGAUUCUAUAGUUUUAGCAGUGCAGAAACUAAAAGGGUUCGCUGAAGUCUUGGUUACAGGCCGUGAAUCUUCAUCUCGCCGCAAUCCUAUUGAAAUCUUGAAGCGGCUACAACGAGAAUCAUUUUCAGACUUGAUGAAACUCCGAGACAGACAAGACAAAGUGGAACGUUUAUUUUCAUUUUACAAAUCAUCCAAGGGGAACCCAUUCCAAGAAUCAAGUACCGUUUUGAGAGGGGAAGUUGAUUUUAUCGGAGCCGUAUUGCUUAUGUCCAGGGUUGAUGAGGAACACUGGGGUGGGAUUGGUCGGGCAGGAAUUAAAACUGGGGUUGAUACCAGGUUUAGAUUUGAAACAGCUGUUGGGGAUAAAGAUUCUGUUGGGAUUGAAUUCGUGGCUAAUCAGAAAAGGGUUGCGAGUAAUGAUGGUGAUGUACUUGAAACUCCACUUUCCCUAUCUAAGUUGUUUUAUAAAGCAAAUGCUGCUAAUGAGUUUUCCGCCUUUGCAAUUCCAAUUGGAGCUCAGGUUAAAGAUCUAGAUGUCGCCUCGGACUAUUCCCUUCAGGAGGAAAAGGGCCUCACUGAUUUAUCAUUGGGGCCACCCAUGUUGCAUCAACAAACUGGAGGUGCAAUUGGGGUGACUGUGAGAAUGUCCAAUGUCAUCGCUUCCUUAGCUCAAUCAAUAUCUGGAUUUAGAAAUGGACAUUGCUUGAGUACUUUUGGACAAGUUGUUUGUCUACUUCCAUUAGGAUUGAAACUUUCACUUUUAGGCCUUCACCGAGGGCCUAAAUUAGCAGGUCAUAACGUCCAUCUUGGAGCCUUUGCUAUUCCAGUUGGAUUUUCUAGGCCUUUUGGAGAUGCUGGUUCAAGGGUUGAGGCAUCUGCUCCACCUUUGACACCAAACAUUCCAGAAUUUGGAUCUAUUGCCCUGAAGCUGGAUUCAGAAUUUGAUGAAUACAAAAGACUUUCUGGUUGGAUUGAGAUGAAACAAGCAAAUCCAGAACAUUUAGAAUGGGCUGUUAAUUUCUCUGAUUCUUCUGAAGAUGGGUAUGGUUGGGGUACAAGUCUAGGUGGAAUUCUUGAAGGUCCAGGAAAAUGGGGCCACUUUCAGGUUGAAUCCUACGUAAAAUUUAACCCAAGUAAAAGAUUUAGCUUGAAACCAGGAGUUGCAUAUGUAGUUAGUGGAAGUACCCAAACCCUGGCCCUUGUGCUUCGGUCUAACUGGUCCAUAUGAUUGUAUGUUUAGGAGGUUCUAGUUUUUCUGGAAGGCCAUAUGUUUUGGAGAAGUUCAAUUUUCUCUUCAGGUAUAUAUAGCUUGCCAUAUCUACCAUGUUUUAGAUAAAUUGAUUGAUAAGUAUAGUUUUGCCAACUUGUUGGAGCCAUUUCCUUGUCAUUUUAGAUAAGAACAUGCUUUUCUGGAUAAUACUCCAUCUUGAUGUCAAGAUGUCUAAACAAUCUAACAUGAAUUUACAGUUUGAUUUGUUAUGCUAAUGAGACAUUUGAGAAGGUUGCAGCCUUGAGCAUUUAAGCACAAUGAUCUUGCACCUAGUGAAUAAUGAAAAAAAGUUCAAUUCCGUAGGAGCAAACUUGUUACCCCUUUGAUUUGAAAAUUUUUGCCUGCUCCAAGGACUUUCUUGUUGGUUCAUACUUGAUUGAGUUCUUGCAACUUCACUAGGAUCAGUCAUAAAGCUAAUUGUUAAAUUUCCUUUGUUGAUUACUAUUUAGUAGAACAAAAAGAGAUUGACAAUAUGCAUGAGAACAAUCAGAGAAAAUUACCAUAUGUGAUCUCAUAUACUUUACCAGGAAAUAUAGGUUUGAUUGAAAAUUACAAAGCUUUAUCAUGGAGCUUAUAUUCCAGGUACUGAGUUUUCACUCCUAGCUUGUUGCUUGAGGAAUUUUAGUCAGGUAUUAAUCACAGAUAUUAUGAAAUGUUACACAUCAUAUAUAUGAUCUUGUUUGUGGUUGAAACUUUAAUAGCAAUAGAAAUUACUGAUAAGAUAGGAUAUUGUAAUUGCACCAGCCGAGCUGGUGCUUUUGUGUUAUUCUGGAGGCACUAGGCCAUGUUGCUUGACCAUGUCCUAACCAUUUUGGCAACCUGAACAAUCGAGUGGAUCUUCGAUAGCUGCUUCAACUGGUAUUAUACUUUGGGUGGAAUUGCAAUAAAAAUUUUAUUGCUGCUGUAGUAGUUUGUAUUGAUGAUCUUUUUCCAGUUUCAUGUUGUCCCUGAACUCUUCCCAAGUCAUAGUAGCGGCAGGGAGGAUCAAUCACCUAACCUUGUCACCAACAAGGUGGCAAACAUAAGAUUCUGAUGGAUAGGACGACCCAAAAUGUUAAAAAGAACUGAAUGCAGCAACGGAGAAUCCAAGGCAUAGACAGUCAUUGAUGAUAUUCUAAUGAAAUGUCAUCUAUGACCUGGUAGUCCAAUACCUUUUUGUUUGUCUGGUUUCAUUGUUCUGUGCAUAACAAUUGUGGCUUCAGGCCUUGCAAAAUUUGAGAUUUCAGGCCUAUCUAAAUCAUGUGUGGUUGAUUUUAAUACUACCUGUUGAUAUAAUUGAGUGUAAUGGUUGAAUGCUUAGAAUCAAGAAACUUUUACCUAGUCAAAGUUGAUUCAAGGUUGUUUUGUUUUGUUUUAAAUUUGGGUAUCUUUUAUUAGAUUAUUUCAGGUGUCAUUUUCAAUUUUCAAUAUUCAAUAUUCUCCAAAUCAGGUUUGGAUUUGAAAUCAAAUAUUUUGCGUAAUUAUUAGUUGACACAUUCAAAAUAAUGAGAUAUGCAACCUUAAUAUUUCGAGCGGGCAGUUCGUGAACAAAGUCAACCACACCAAAAGGAUAUUUCAGUACACUUCUGAAGCUUCUUAUUACGUUGCUUGGACGAUUUGAUAGCGCCAUCAAAGGACUAAAACCCUAUAAAUAUUUUCCUCCGAGCCUUCAUAUAUCACUUUCCGAUCAACUGCCUUAUCAACCGACUUUCAUCAUCACCUUCAAUUUUUAUCCAAUGGCUCCGAUUGCUGUCAGCGACUCACUCCCGGACGGUACUCUCUCCUACUUCGACGCAGAGGACAUGCUCCAGCAGGUCUCCAUACACUCCCUCGCUGCCGGUAAACAGGUUAUCCUUUUUGGCGUUCCCGGUGCCUUUACCCCUACUUGCAGGUUAGUAAUUCUCUAUUUUGUAUUUGCAGAGAUCCGCCUGAAUGUUUAAAAUCUAUUUUGUUGCUGGAAGCAUCAGGCUCCAUCUUGUAGCGUGACUUAUUUUGAUUUCAUCUAAUGCAUGCACCUUUUUCUGAGCAAAAGAAGAAUCUUCUUAUCGUGUUUUAACAGUCUUUAUCCGAUCAACGGAGCCGAUUUUUAAAAUUUUUCUUCUAGCGGAUACUUUUAUGGAGAGUUUUGAGUUGGUGUAAAUGCAGCUUGAAACAUGUGCCUGGAUUCAUCGAGAAAGCUGCAGAGUUUAAAUCCAAGGGUAUUAAUGAGAUUAUCUGCAUCAGCGGUAAUUUUUUGUUCCUUAAUAUUGUUUUCUAAUUUUAUACGGUUUUGUUUUGAUUGAAUAUUUAAUUAGCAUCAAAUCAUUCUUUUUAACCUUCUAUAAAUAA